Medicago truncatula (barrel medic) is the source of this 1514-nucleotide messenger RNA. Its product is annotated as probable carboxylesterase 17. The record is from RefSeq and is a predicted model, not a curated record. NCBI's taxonomy places the organism in Eukaryota, Viridiplantae, Streptophyta, Magnoliopsida, Fabales, Fabaceae. Gene Ontology annotation, molecular function: hydrolase activity. Bases 249 to 1310 code for a protein of 353 amino acids. The transcript has a single exon.
GUGAACUCUCAAUAAAUUGGAGGCACAUUUGAGAAUUAUAAUGACCCACCAUCACAUGUGAAUUCACGUUGAUACAUUUACAACAUUCUACUUUGGUAGGUAAAGAUUCAUUGAUCACUUUUGCCCCCACUCCUUGUUUUGUGUAUAUAAAAGCAAACAAUAAAUGUAAUGCCUACAAAGUACAAACCCAAUCACCCCCAAAUAAAUUUCAUUCAUUCCUUUGUUUCUUGCUUCAAUCACCAAAACCUAUGACUGCUCUUACCUCAAACCUAAACCUUAUCCCACAACAUGGUAAAAACCAUCAACAACACCAAGGUUCUUGUGUUGUUGAGGAAAUUAAAGGGCUAAUUAAAGUACAUAAAGAUGGAUAUAUAGAACGACCCAACAUUGUUCCAUGUGUCACUUCUGAUCUAUGUCCAAAAAUAAAUGUGACUUCAAGGGACAUUAUCAUUGACAGUGUUACAAACAUUUGGGCACGUUUCUAUGUUCCAAAUUCUCCACAAAAAAAACUACCUUUGUUAGUGUAUUUUCAUGGUGGUGGUUUCUGUGUUGGUUCUGCAGCUUGGAGUUGCUACCAUGAAUUUCUUGCUAUGCUAUCUUUAAAAGUUGGUUGCUUGAUUAUGUCAGUUAACUAUAGGUUAGCACCAGAAAAUCCUCUUCCAGCACCUUAUGAUGAUGGUUUAAAUGCACUAAUGUGGUUGAAAAAACAAUUUUUAUAUCAAAAUGAGAGUAGUGAAUUUGAAUGGUGGACUAAAAAAUGCAACUUUUCUAAUGUCUUCUUAGGAGGUGAUAGUGCAGGUGGUAACAUAGCUUAUAAUGUUGCCAAAAGGGUAGGUUCAUGUGAAGGUGCAUUUUUAAGGCCUUUAAAUUUAAAGGGUCUUAUUUUGGUACAACCAUUUUUUGGUGGAAAAGAAAGAACAUUAUCAGAGAAAUGCAUGGAACAAUUAUCUGGUUCUGCUUUGAAUUUAGCAGCUUCAGAUACUUAUUGGCGAUUGGCAUUACCAUAUGGCGAAGAUCGCGAUCAUCCAUGGUGUAAUCCAUUGGUGAAAAUGGAGGAAUUGAAGCUACUGAUGAUGCCUAUGUUGGUGUGUAUAUCUGAGAUGGAUAUAUUGAAGGAUAGGAACAUGGAGUUUUGUGAUGCUUUGGGAAGAACAGGUACAAGGGUUGAAUGUGAAGUUUUUAAAGGUGUUGGCCAUGCUUUCCAGAUUCUAAGUAAAUCUCAGGUCUCUAAGAUAAGAGUUGUUCAAAUGAUGGAUUGUGUCAAAUCAUUCAUGGGUUUUGAUUCUCAGUUUUUAUUUGAUCUUGAUUAAUGUUUAAAUAUCUUUUUUUGGUGGUGUCUGGUGUUCAAAUCUGAACCUUGCAUAUAUUAUGCAUUAUCGUUACCAACUGAGCUAAGCUCAUGAAACAAAUGUUUAAAUGUCUGGGUGUGCAUAUUGGACUCUUGGUCAAUGUAAAUAUCGAAGAAAAUUGUGUUCAUAACAUUAUAGCUAUUGAUUUUGUUUUUUUUACAUUUA